CACGCGACCACAAAACUCACUUCGACCCUUCCGUGGACCCCAUAACGACUGGCACGGCCACAUACACUCUACACAAUACACAUUCAUGAUAUCGAACUGCUUCAUGUGAAUAAGGGGCUGUCAGGCUCUUAUUCAUAAGCUGUCGCGCUCCCAUGGCGCCAAUGGUUCGCCCUCCACCAACACACUUUCAACCGUCAGGCUCGUCGGCUUCGAAGCCUACUCCGACCAAGACGUUAUUGCGAAAAUCAACACUCGCUGGAAAACGGAAACUCGACGAUGCUGGUCUUGAUUUAGACGGUGACGACAUGUCUGCCUCUAUGAACCCUGCGAAACGCUCCAGGACAGUGACCUUCAACCCACUUGUGCAAGAACAACUUUUUACCUCGUCGCCCGAGGCACCAACCGACUUAUACGAUGUUAGAAGGCUUGUGAAGAAAGCGCUAGAUGAACAUAAUAGAACCGGAGGAGAUGAUUCGCGAUACGAUGGAGUCAAGGAAGUUUUUUCAACGAAGAACAGGCCGCAGGGAAAAGCCGAGAAUGAUCUUAUGAGGGCGCAUCUGUUGGCUUUGACCAACUGUGUCUCGCUGCUGGGAAAGAACUCGUCAGGACUCGUCCGGGCUGUCUUGGAGUCGGAGUGGGUCGGUAGAGAUGAGCCGUACGUCAGGGCGUAUGUGAACUUCCUGAGCAACCUAGCCAGCGCACAGGGUGCUUAUGUCGGAACCGUUCUAUCUAUGCUGGUUGGGAAAUUCUCUACGUUGCGCAUCUCAAAUGGAAGGUUGGCCGACUGCCCCAUCGUCCACCGCACCCAGCUGUCAGCACGCGUCCACACUGCCCUCAAAUAUUUAUUGCGCCUGAUCCCUUCAGCAUCUGGGACACUCGCACCUAUUCUGGCGGCAAAAUUCCCUUUCUCUGAUGAGUCGAAGAAAGCUCACAUGGCGUACAUCAACAACUUAAUAAAGAUCAUCGAUUACGCACCGGAGUUAAAGUCAGACAUUUUUGCGCUAAUCACGGAAAGGCUUGUCAAGAUUGACGUCCAAAUGCAAGUUGACCUGGAUGAUAUGGAUGACGAUGUGGCUGCAGCAGUUGUCCAGUCAGUGUCGAUUCGUUCGGACUUAACCGGUGAGGAUGAUUCCGAGGCCGACGACAGCGACUCGGAUUCUGAUGCGAGCGACGACUCCCUGGACGACAAGGAAAACCGCGUCAAGACGAUGCAUGAGAACGUUGAGAAAAUGGAUGCCAUUCUGGAUACCCUCUUCGAACUCUAUACCCCGCACUUUGAGGAUCCACUUAGCUCCAGCGCAAUAUCUACGUUUGAUACUUUACUGUCUCACUUUCGUAACAUCAUUUUACCGACAUACCGUUCACGACAUACCCAAUUCCUCUUGUUCCACUUCGCUCAGACUUCGGAGCACCUUAUCGACACCUUUGCAGGAGAAUGUGUUGACCUCGCUUUCAAGUCUGGCCGCCCGGCUGUAUUGAAGCAAUCCGCUGCUGCAUACCUCGCAUCAUUCGUUUCUCGUGGCGCCAAUGUACUCCCACAUGUUGUGCGUGAUGUUUUCGACUAUAUCGGCACUAAUCUUGAUCUCAUCCGAUCCGAGAACGAACUUUCGUGUCGGGGACCGGACCUUCAACGUUACAGCACAUUUUAUGCGACUACCCAGGCCCUUCUGUACAUAUUUUGUUUCCGCUGGCGUGACCUUGUUGUCUCUCCAUCUGCCGAAGAGGGUGAGAUUGACGAAGAGGACUUUGUCGGCAGGGACCUGGAAUGGCGCGCUGGAGUAAAAGAACUCCUGGACCGCACAAUCUAUUCUAAGCUCAACCCGCUGAAAAUUUGUGCCCCAUCAAUCGUGGAAGAGUUUGCGAAGAUUGCACACCACCUGCGCUUCAUGUAUGUCUAUCCGCUUCUGGCAACAAACAAGCGGAUCAGGCUCUCGCAGUUUGCAUUGGGUGCAGGGAACGCAUCUUCUGGCCUAUUGAGAGACAGCGGAUUUUCAACCGGAGUAGCCACAGAGGAUGGCGAAGAAGAGAGCUGGCACCAGCUCGAGGCAUAUUUCCCAUUUGAUCCUUAUCAGCUACCAAAGAGUCGGAGAUGGGUCGAGAAUGAUUACGUGGCUUGGAGAGGUGUACCUGGUCUGCGUCAAGAUGAAGAAGAAGAUGAUGAUGAUAGCACGGAUUCCGGGGAAGAUGAUAGUGGGGAUGACGACGACGAUGUAGAGGUCGACACAGCAACGGAUGACGAGGAGAACUAAACUUAUUCUCGUGGACAGCUGGCGCCAAAUAAUACGAAUUGACGCCAAUCUGCUUUUACUGCAUAGCGUAUAGGAAUGGGAAACACGGAAAAAGUGUGGCGUUUUGAAGCGAAGGCGAAUGUGCUGGUGGAGUUCGAGUUAUACCUUGACGAAUACUUGCAGAACUGGGUAUAUCUAUGAGAUAAUGAUAAGAGACUCAGA
Messenger RNA from Pseudogymnoascus verrucosus, 2450 nucleotides. RefSeq lists its product as uncharacterized. The record is from RefSeq and is a predicted model, not a curated record. Bases 153 to 2249 code for a protein of 698 amino acids. Gene Ontology annotation, molecular function: RNA polymerase I general transcription initiation factor activity; RNA polymerase I core binding. The transcript has 2 exons. Gene Ontology annotation, biological process: transcription initiation at RNA polymerase I promoter. Lineage: Eukaryota; Fungi; Ascomycota; Leotiomycetes; Thelebolales; Thelebolaceae. Gene Ontology annotation, cellular component: nucleus.